Paecilomyces variotii is the source of this 1488-nucleotide messenger RNA. Its product is annotated as P-loop containing nucleoside triphosphate hydrolase protein. The transcript is spliced from 5 exons. The record is from RefSeq and is a predicted model, not a curated record. The coding region runs from base 153 to 1103 and encodes 316 amino acids. Lineage: Eukaryota; Fungi; Ascomycota; Eurotiomycetes; Eurotiales; Thermoascaceae. Gene Ontology annotation, cellular component: cytoplasm.
UAAUCUCCCCGCCCGCUUCGAGCUCCGCUCGGCAGUUUCCCCAGAUUUCCACCGAUCGGGGCUGCCUCGGGUCUGUGUAAUAUAGGUAGCCAAAGCUGUAUGGUAAUUAUCGCCAAACCAUCGAGCCUCAACAGUCUGCUUAUUCGGUCACGAUGCCCGAGAUCGUGGACGACAAGUCCCAGCAUUGUAUUCCUUUCAUCCUGGAACGUCUCAAGGUGCACCAGGCUCGUCACAAAGAUGAUCCUGAUGCCCCGCCUUUCUUCCUGGGUCUGAACGGUGUCCAGGGUGCGGGAAAGACGGUUUUGGUAUCUACGCUUCAGAAAACCCUCCGUUCCCCGCCUUACUCCCUCCCCACGGUGACGCUCUCCCUCGACGACAUCUACCUCACCCACGCGGACCAAGUCGCCCUCGCAGCUGCUCAUCCGGAUAAUCCCCUUCUCCAACACCGCGGACAGCCAUCCACGCAUGAUCUCGCGUUGGGCGAAAAAAUCUUCGCGUCCCUCAAGGCCAAUAAACCCACUGCCAUCCCGCAGUACGACAAGUCCGCCUUUUCCGGACAAGGGGAUCGUGUCCCGGAGUCGCAAUGGGAGAUCGUCAAUGGCGAAGGUCAGGAGAAGAUCAAGCUUGUCAUUUUCGAGGGAUGGUGUGUGGGAUUUCGGCCCUGGGAUGACGUGACGCUGAAAGAGAAAUGGGAGGCGGCGGUGCGGCAGAAGGAUACUGGGAAUUAUGAUGGGAGAUUGGGAUAUGUUAAAUUCGAAGAUGUGAAGACGGUCAAUGAUGCUCUUAAGCGAUAUGAUGUCUUGACUGACCAGCUCGAUGCCCUUAUACAUAUUGAUGCCGAAAACCCCCGCUUUGUCUACGAAUGGCGACAGGAGCAGGAACGCACACUACGCGCUGCAAAAGGCACAGGCAUGACUGAAGAACAAGUCAACCACUUCGUUGACGGCUAUUACCCAUCCUACGAACUCUUCACCGAAACCCUCCGUGAAGGCGUCUUUAAACCUACUGCAGGCAAACCCGUUCCCGAGGCGGAUUGGAAGGGAAGACAACUUCGUCUAGUCGUCGAAAAGAACAGACGGGUACGGGAAGUUAUUACGAUUUAGGGUCCAAAGUCUGCCCAUGGGAAUCUAUAUAGGUUGGAAUAGACGCUGUAUAGAUAGACAAAGGGUCUCUAUUUCCUUGUGGUCUUUUCUUAGUUAGCGGGCAGUAUCCCUUCGCGACUUACUUAAAAAGCUGUCAAUAAUAGCAGUUCCGACGGCUCUUACUAGCUGAAAUGGCUAAAAGCGGGGGCGAGAGAUUGGAAAUAACGUGGGUGUCGAAGGCUUUUCUCAUUAGAGGUCUAAAGGAGAUCCUAGGAUCCGAGAAGUCUAAGUACAGGUUUGUCACAUGAUAUGUCACGUGACCUCCGGGAAACAAAAAAAAAGAUGUGCCCCCGGCACGGACCUCAGCAUUACAAGUGCUGCGCUCUACCACUGAGCUAUAAGGGCU